AUGGCUCCUCACGCACGCAGACACCGAGUGGAAGGUGCGAGUGCGGGUGGCGGGAUGAAGGCGCUACCUGGCCCUGGUCCUGGUAUGGAGAAGGGGAGCGGGAAAGGCAAGGGACGCGCGGGGGAUGAGUUCGGGUACAGCUCGUACGGCGGUGGCGGAUAUGGAUAUGGUGGGUAUGGUGGGUAUGGAUAUGGGUACGACGACGACCCUACGCUCCCGCGCCCGCCUAGUCCUAUCACGUUCGCGCCUGACGAGAGGGAGAGGCCUGUGUCGCCUAUUUUGUUCGCGGCGCCGUUUGACCAUUCGUAUGCGGGUGGGAGUGGGAGUGGGAGUGGGACGGUUAGGAGGAAGAGGAGUGCGGGUGUUGGGUCGGGUGCGGGCGAGGAGGGUGGAGGGGUUGGAGGUGGAGAGGGCGAGGAUGAGGGGGUAGGAGCAGGAGCGGGAGGAGAAGAGGGAGGAGGAGCGGGAGUGGGAGGAGCGGGAGAGGAGGAGAGAGAGGGUCGGGAUAGGGAUAGGGACGAUGGGUAUGAUGAAGACGACGAGUGGGAUGAUGCAGAGGAGGACUGGGAUUUGGAUGUUGACGUCGGCGGGGAGGGCGCGAGCGCGAGCGCCAGUGCGAAUGCGAAUGCGAAAGAGGCGGACGCGGACGCGGACGCGCCGCCGCCCGGUGGGAGAAUUGGGCCUGCGCCGAUGCCGGUGCCGGUGCCGGUACGCGCGCCGCUCGCGGGGGCAGGGGCGCAGCAGAAUGGAAAUGGGAAUGGGAAGAAGAAGAAGAAGAAGGGAAGGUUUAAUCCGCUUGCGCUUGCCAAGAUCGGCGGCGGCGGCGGAGGAGGAGGAGGGAGUGCUGCUGAUGUUGUACCGUACAACCCAUCCGCCGCGAGCGCAGCGUCGACAUCCACAGCUCUCGUCCGACACACCUCCCAUGCGCACCCACUCACACAGCAGCACACCACCCACGCGCACGCGCACGCACCAACCCAACCCCCCCUCCCCUCCCCACCGCAAAUCGACACCUCCCCCUACGUCCUCAUCCGCUUUUCAACAGGCCAGAUAUUAGAAGACGAUUUCGUGCUUUCGUGGUAUGGGAUCAGGUCGGAUGAGUUGGUUGAGCUGCAUGCGGCGCGGAAGCCUGUGUCGUUUGCGAUGGGUGUUGUGUUGCCGCGGUUGUUGGUUGAUCCGGGGUAUGUCUCUGGUGCGUCGGGUGCGUCUGCGGGCGCUGGAGGAGGAGGAGGAGGAGGAGGAGGAGGCGGUCUGGGCGAGGGAGGUGGUGAUAAACCAGGUGGUGGUGAGACAGAAGGCGACGGCGAGAACCCAGAUGCAGCCGCAGGAGGAGGAGGAGGAGGUGGUGGUGGUGCAGGUGCAGGUGCGGUCCCAGCACCGCCAACCACAAUCCCCGCCGCAUACCUCUCGCGCGACCCCUGCCUCACCCCGCUCCCGCGGCACACCCUCGCGGCGUACGCAGCGCCCUUCUGGGAGGGGUGGGUGCGCGCGCUGCGCGUCGUGUGGCAGGCGGAGGUGCCUGCUUCGUCGGCGGGUGCGUUGGUCGUUGCUAGUGGUGGUGGUGGAGGCGCUGGGGGUACCGGUGGGCUGGGUGGUGGUGGUGGUGGGGGAGGGGGAGGGGGAGGAGGGUUGAUUGGGCCUAGUGGGAUGCCGAAUGUGCAAGGAGGGGGUAUGGCGGGGGGUAUGGCGGUGUUGGUUAGAGAGCAGGGGGUGUUUGGGGAUGCUGCUGCCACUGGUGGUGGUGGUGCAGGAGGUGGUGGAGGAGGGGAGAGGGAGAGGGAGAGGGAGAGGAGGAAGGGCGAGAAGGGGAAGCCGAAGGGUACGCAGCGUCUUGAGUGGCGCGAGCGGUGGGUUGUGAUUAGGGACGGAACGAUUAACCUGUGUAAAUCCCGCGAGGACCCGGAACCGACACACUGUCUCCCGCUAGCGAACCUCACGUCCAUCCGCGAUGCGAGCCAUCUGGUUAAUACGCUCCCGCACCCGCAUCGUCUGCGCAGGGCGGAUGUGUCGCGCGAUCGUCGGGAGUAUCGCGAGCGCGAGCGGGAUAGGGAGAGAGAUUAUAGAGACCGCGAUAGAGAGAGAGACCGUGAUAGAGAGAGAGAUAGAGACAGGGAAAGGGAUAGAGAGAGAGACAGAGACAAAGAGCAGCGCACGCGCAGGAGCACAUCGUUGCCGCGCAGCAGCACUAGCACAGCUACGCCGCGCAAUCCACAACCGCACGCUCAUGCAGGUGGGAGUGGGAGUCGGACGCUGCUUGGCGAGUCCUCUGCGUCAUCGUCGCUUGGCGCGGGCGCGGGCGUGGGCGUGGGUGUGGGAGUAUCGCAGGCGCUCGUCCUGCGCGAUGCGUAUUCACGCACCCGAACACACGCAUCCUCCCACGCGUCGAGUCAUCUGCAAGUGCACCAUCAUCAUCAUCAUCAAAGCGCCGAAGACGCCGCGCGCAGAAGGGCAGAGGAGGAUCUGCGCAUGAUUGCGGAGCGAGAGCGGAGGAGGAGGGAGAGGGAGGAGGAGGCGCGGAGCGCGGAGUAUUUGCAUCAGUGGGAUCGGAUUAGUUUGUUUGGGAGUAAGAAGGAGAGGGAGAGGGAGAGGGAAAGAGAAAGAGAGAGGGAAAGAGAAAGAGAAAGAGAGAGGGAGAGAGAAAGAGAGAGGGAGAGGGAACGUGAGAGGGAAAGGGAAAGGGAACGCGAGAGGGAGAGGGAGAGGGGUAAAGGCAAAGCCAAGGAGAAGGAGAAGGAAAAAGAGAAAGAACGCCGCCGCCGCUCGAAAUCGCGCUCGCGCUCGCGCUCGCAUUCGCGCUCACGCUCGCAUUACCUGCACCACCCUUCCCACGCGCAUGGGCACCGAAGUGGACAGGGACAUGGAUAUGGGUAUGGGAGAGCGCGCUCGCAUUCGCCGCCGAGGUCGAAAUCGCAUAGUCGUGCGCAGGGGUCUGUGUCGCAUGUUGGUCUCGGCGGCGGUGGUGGAGGCGGCGGUGGUGGUGGGGAGGGGUAUAGUGGGAAAGGCAAGGAGCGCGAGCGGGAUUAUCGUGAGCGCGACAGGGAUUACCGCGACCGCGAUAGAGAAAAAGACAGAGAAAGGGACCGCGAAAAAGAAAGAGAAAGAGAAAAAGGAAAAUCUAAAGGAAAAGCGAAAUUCGACGAAAAGACGUAUAUCCCUACGACGCGCGAGGAGGCGGAGGCGGCGGGUAUGAAGAUUGUGUGUGCAAAGUUCCGGAGUGUGCGGAGUGCGGCUCCUCCUUCCUCCUCAUCCCAUCCCUCUUCAUCCUCGCAAUCCAACGCCAACGCCAACGCCAACGCCAACCCCCAAAGCAAACCCGCACAAAAACCAAAACCCAAAUACACACACACAGGCCCAACACUCGCCGGCCCACCUCCACCCCCGCCUCCCACACAGGCACAGGUACCGAUCCCGGUGCCGGUCCCGGCGGACUGGUAUAGUGUGGGGAGACCGGGGCAUCCGUCGCAUCCUGCGCAUCGGGAGCAUGCGCGGUGGGUUAGGGAGGGUGGUGGUGGUGGAAAUUAUAGAGGGGAGGGGAAAGACAAUGAUGUGAAGGAGGGCAAGGAGAAGGAGAAGGAGGGCAAGGGAGGGGGAGGGGGAGGGAGUGCGCCGAGGAAGAGCUCGUUACCGUCGCUUGCGCUCACGCUGGGCGGGGGGUUGGGGAAGGAUAAGAGCAGCUCGCAGAGUCUUGCUGCUGCUGCUGCUGCUGCUUCUGCUUCUGCUGCUGCCUCUACUUCGGGUGCUGGGACGGGGAAUAAUAAUCAGACGAUGACGGUUGGUAUGUAUACGCCUUAUCACCACCCACAGCAUCACCAAGUCCAAGUCCAAGGUCACGUCCAAGGUCAAGGCGGCCCGACUGCGACCACCACCACUACAAAUACAAAUACAAGUGCGAGUGCGAGUGUGAGCGCGAGUGCGAUAGCAGCUGCGAACGCCGCGGCAGCUGCACUCGUUGCUGGACCGAGAUUCGGAUUUGGGAGUUUGUUCGGUGGGGGGUCUGGUGGGCGCGAGAAGGAUCGCGAGCGGGAUCGUGAUAAGGGGAAGGGGAAAAAUAAAGAUAAAGACAAAGAGAGGGAGGAGAGCGAGACGGAUGAUGUGUAUGGGAUGAGCAGGAAGGAGAGGGAGAGGGAGCGGAAGGCGCGUGAGAAGCGCGAGAGGGAGAAAGAAAAGGAGAGGGAGAGGGAGAAAGAGAAGGAGAGCGAGAGCGCCGGUGGUGGAGGAGGAGGGCUGAGCUGGAAGUUGGGCAAGAAGAAGAGUGGGAAGAUCGGCGAGAAGGAGAGGGAGAAGGAAAAGGAGAAAGAGAGAAGUAAAACGUCGCUUGCGCUCUCGAGUAGUACCACGCUCGCUACGCUCGCUACACUCGCUGUGCCGUUGACUCCGCUGCACACUUCUGUGGAGAGCGGGUAUCCAACGACGACGACGCCGACGACGCCGAGGGAGUAUAGAGGUGGAGGGAUGGGGAUGCAUCAGCCGAGUUUGUUGUCGAUUAAUACGGUCGGGACGGCUGUGAGCGUGGGUAGUGGCAAGGCGGGUGGCAAGGCGGGUAGGCAGGCUUCGGCGUCGGCGUCGGCGGCUGUGGCGCGUACGGGUGCGAGAGAGUCUGUGUCUGCUUCGGAGGCUGAAGGAGACGACGAGCGCGCCGACGCGGAUGAUACAGACACCGGCGCUCAGGACGACAACGUCGGCGCCGCCCAAGCCCAAGCCCAAGCCCAGGACGAAAACGCAACAGACAACGACACCGCAGCAGACAACGACAACGAGAACGAGAACGACAACGCAGACGACAACGCAGAAGACAACGCAGAAGACCCAGGCUCAGACUCAGGCUCAGGCUCUGGAUCGCUCUCGUCGCCGAUCUUUGCACAUACGCCGGAUGAGUCUGAGAUUAGCGAUUUUGAGAUUGGGGGUGGGCGUGGACAUGGGUAUGGAGUGAGGAGGUGGGAGAGGGAGAGGGUUAGGGAGCGCGAGCGGGAGAGGGAACGUGAGAAGGACAAGGAGAAGGAAAAGGAAAAGGACAAGGAUAAAGAGAGAGAGAAGGAGAAGGAGAGAGAGAAGGAGAAGGAGAGAGAGAAGGAGAGAGAUAGACGCUUUGGCGGGCCCCAGACGAUUCCGAGUGCGGGGUGGCAUCAGGCGCAGGAGCGGAGGAGGAGGGAGGAGAGGGAGAGGGUGCGGUUGAGGGAGGAGGCGGAGCGCGAGGAGAGGGAGCGGGAGCGGUUGCAGAGAGAGGCGGUGGAGGCUGGUGUGGGUGUGGGUGGGAGGGCGCGUGAGGGUGAUAGGGAGAGGGAACGGGAGAGGGAGAGGGAGAGGGAGAAAGAAAGGGAACGCGAGAAGGAGAGGGAAAGAGAGAAGGAGAGAGAACGCAGGAGGAGAGAGGAUGAGCGCGGCGAGUGGAUUGUGCUUGAUAUGGGCAGCGACGUCGCAUUCAACAGCAUCCUCCGCGUGUUCCACCGGUACUUCUCCCACCCGCUCACAUCUGCAUUUGUCCCGCCUUCAAUGGCGCAGGCGGCAGCUGAGGCGCUCGAGAUGGAGUUUGAGCGCGAGCGUGAGCGCGAGCGCGAGGCUGAGGCUGAGCGGCAGCGGCAGCGCGAAGUCGAACGUCAACGCGAAGCUGAGCGUCAACGCCAACGUCAACGCGAAGCUGAGCUUGAAGCGGAGGUAGAACGGCAGGUCGAGGUGGAUAGGGAGAGGGAAAGAGAAAGAGAAAGGGAGAGGGAGCGCGCGAGCUUGGAUUCGCAGUUGAGUCCUACGACCAGCUCGUCUGUUGGUCAUGGUGCGUUUGCGUUUGCGUCUGGAGGGGAUGUUUCCUCUGACGCGGAGAGCAGUCUCCAUGGGCAUGGGAAGGAGAAGGCGCUGGAGAAAGAAAAGAGCAAGGAGAAGGAGAAGGGUAAAAGCAAACACAAAUCGAAAGGCAAAGGGAAAGGGAAAGAACAUGGGAAGGACAAGGACAAAGGCAGCUCGGCGCAGCCUACACCGCAAACGUCGGGCGAUAGGUUGAGGCAGGAUGCACAGUCGUACGAGCAUCACACUGCGUCCUCCUCCCAAUCCCAAUCCCAUGGCCAAUCGCAGUCUCAAUCGCAGUCUCAAUCGCAAUCACAGUCCUACCUCGACUCCCCGCUCUUAACAGCUUUCACCUCCUCGCGCCGACACACACUCUCAAGUUCAGGUGCAGGUGCCGGUGCAAGCAACGUGAGUUCAAGCACCGGCGGACCAGGUGCGGCGCCGGCGCUGCCGUACCCCGAAUGGCGCCAUGCGAUCAUCGCGCGCGCGCAGCGCGUUGGGCGGAGGGAUGAGGCGCGGGCGAUAGAUUAUGUGCUUGCUUCCGCUUCCUCCGCUUCCGCCUCUUCCUCGUCUUUCCCUGCUGCCUCCUCCUCUAACCCCGCCAAUGCUGCUGCUGCUGUGGCGGAAUGGACGAGGGAAAUCGACUGGGGCAUCUUAAUCGCACGCCAUAACCUCCGCGAAGAGCUCCGGAAGAGGGAGGAAGAGGAGGAGAGGGAGAAGUGGGAGCGCGAGGCGGUGCGGUGGGCUCGUGAGCGGGAGGAGGCGCUGAGGAGGAUUGCGGUUUUGAGAGGUGGUGCGGGUGCGGGUGGGGGGUGGUUGGAGGACGUGGAACUGAAAGAUGGUGAUGGGGAUGUGCAGGUUGAAGUUGAAGUUGAGGAGGGGAUGGUGUUUGCUAGCGGCGAUGAGGUGCGCUGGGGCGACGACGAUGACGACGAUGACGAUGUUGACGAGCAGGAGGAGAAAGCAGACGGGGUGUCGGUGUUAAGCGUAGGCGCAGGUAUGGGCAGCAAGGAGAGGGAGAGGGAUGAAGGACGGAGGAUGAGCCAGGUGUCGCAUGUCUCGACGCUGAAAGCGCUCGAGAUGAAUGCGGCUGCUGCUGCUGCUGCGUCGUCGUCGUCUGCGCGCUCGACGUAUUCGGGGGAUGUGGAUGUUGAUGUUGAUGUGGGUGUUGGUGGGGUGGUUGGUGUUGGGUCUAACGUCAACGAUAGCGCCAACGUCAACAAUCGCAAAGAUGAAGAGGACCAGGCAGAAGAAGAAGAGGGUGAGGAUGAGGAUGAGGCAAAAGAAGAAGAAGAUGAUGAUGAUGAUGUCGAUGUGGAUGGAGACCGCGACGAGCCGGAGAUAUGGGUCGACGCGCAGGGCGAGCAGACAGAGUCAGAGUCGGUCGUUGGGUACAGGGACGACGCGUACCAUCCGCCUAGUGUCGAUUCGCAUGGUGCUGCCUCGGGUGCUGCGCGGGUUGCGUUUGAUCUUGAGGCUCAUGUGAAGGCGAAAUCGAAAUCCAACUCCAAAUCCAACUCGGACGACGUCGAAGGCGAUGGCAACGACAGCGAUAAAUCCAACUCCAACUCAAACGCGGACUCCAGCUCGAACUCGAACUCGGAUUCAUCAAAAGACGGCGCGCCGCUAGGCAUGGAGAGUAUGAUGGACGACAGCGAGGAGGAGAGCGAGAUUGAGUGGGUUGCGUGGGUUACGGAUUUGCCGAGGCAGGAUGCGGUGGCGAGGCGGAGGAGGGAGGGGAAGAGGCGGGAGAGGGAGAGGGAGAGGGAGAAGGAGCGCGAGAAGGAGCGUGAGAGGGAGAGGGAAAAGGAGAGGGAGAGGGAGAAGGGUGCGAGUAUGGCGCAUGGCAUGUUCUCCAACCCCUUCGCAGCCACAUCAUCCGACCACACCCAAGCACAAUCCAAAUCCAAAUCCAAAUCCAAAUCCCAAGACACGAAAGACGCGAAAGAACCAACAACAUCGACAUCGACAUCGACGUCCUUCGUCCCGCCCACUUCACCAGAGGACGAGCGUGCGUUCUAUGCUGAUGCGAGGAGAAGACUCGAGCCGCGUGCGAUUGGGCGCGCGAACCCGCCUCCUUAUUCCUCCUCCUCCUUUGCGUACUACUCGUCCGGGGGUGCGGGCGCGGGCGCGGAGCAGGGACUGUUCGACCCGCUCCAGCCGUAUAUCAACCAGUCGGCGCAGCAGCAGGCGGCGUAUCAGCAGUACCUUGCCGCGCAGCAGGCUUCGUCCGCUCAGGGACAAGGACAGGGACAGGGAGCAAGUGGUGGGUAUAGCAAUUAUAAUUAUAAUAAUGUGCCGACGCAGGUGAGAGUUGAGGAGAGGGUUGUGCGGAGCAGAUGUGUGGAUGUGGGUGUUGGGUUGAUGGUUGCUGCUGUUGGUGGUGGUGGUGGUGGGGAUGGGGAUGAAGAGGAGGCAGAGGAUGGGGAUGGGGUUGGAGAGGUGGGUAAAGGAGGUGCAGCUGAGGAGGUGGAGGGCGAGGAUGAGUAUGGUGGGUUGGAGUAUGUUGAUGAGCCGGAGCCGCAGGAGAGUGUGGUGAGUCUGAAUCGGACGUUGAGUUCGCCUAGCUCGAACGAGUCGUUGGGGUAUCCGUUACCUGCGUCGUCUUUAAUGCAACUCUCAUCGCCAAUCAGAAGCACAUUCACAUUCUCCUCCACCACCACCGGUACCACCGCUAACAACAACAAUAACACCAACACCGCAUAUUCCAACGCAGACGAACCCGAACUCGACUUUGACCCGCUCAUGCUAAGUAGAGAUAGGCGAUACCGUCAGCUGCAGAUGCAGCGCUAUCCCGCUCCCGCUCCUGCGCCUGUUCCUUCCCCUGUUCAUGGGUCUGGGUCGACGGCGGGGUCGGGGUCUAACUCGAAUGCGGGCUCGACGCCGAAUUCGAAUGCAGGGUCGGCUGUUAAUUCGCCUGUGGGACUUUCGCGGGCGGCGUCCAAGACGCGUGGGCACGGUGCUGGUCACGGGCAUGGAUUUGGGCACGGACUGGGAUUUGCGGGGAAGAGCCAGCAGCAGCAGUACCAGCAGCAGCAUCAUAGUCGAACGCAUUCGCGCUCUGUGUCGGGGAUGGAGGCGUUUAUGCCUGUGCAUGGUUCUGGUGGCGGUGCUGGAAAUUUAGGUGCGCAAGGGCAAGGCAGGGCGGGCGCGGGUGCGGGUGUGGGUGAGCCGCGGUUGUAUCAUUCCGCGUCGAUGCCUUUGAAUCAGGGCGGUUCGGGUGCGGGUGUGGGUGCGGGUGUGGGUGUGGGUGUGAUUUCGGGUGUGAUUUCGGCGUCGCCGCCGCGGUCGAACAAUUCCACGUCUUCGACUUUGGCGUCGGUAACGGCAACGAGUGGACAAGACAGAACGCCCGCUAUGCGUAUCCCUAUCCCUAUCCCGAACCCUAUUCCCUCACCAAUCGCCAUACCCAAACGUCAAACCCAGACAUACAAUCAAAACGAAAUGGGAAUAGGAGUGGAUAAACCGAUUUUAUCGCCGAAGCAGAUAAGCGAGAUUGAGGAGGCUGUUGAGCGCGAGGCGCAGGAGAGGGAGAGGGAGGCGAAGGAGAGGGAGAGGGAGAAGGCGAAUGUGGGUUUGGGUUUGGAUUGGAGUCAGGGUGUAGGGAUGGGGAUGCCGCCGCGAUCGCCUAGACGCGCGAGCUCUGCUGGGAUGAGUGCGGGUGUUGGUGCGGGAUCGCCGCCGCGCGCUGGUGCUGUUGGACUUGGUACAGGUGUGGGGUCGCUGGGUAGAUCCGCUAGUGUGCUUGGUUCGAGUGUUGGUGCCCAUAGUGGUGCCCAUAGUGGUGCGAGUGGAAGUGCGAGUGGAAGGAACGUGUUGAGGAAGAAGACGAGCGAUGUUGUGCUUGCGCAGCGGGAUGGUGCUUCUUCAGCUGUAAGCGCGAGCGCAAGUGCAAUGGCAUCUACGACAACUACAACUACUACCACCAUCACAGCGAGCUCUGGAUCAGGGUCAGGAUCGGGUUUGGGCGCAGGGUCAGGAUCAGGAUCAGGGAGACAACAAAGACCUAAACUGUCACUACCGCUCCCUUCUGCGUUGGCUGCUAUGGCUUCUGCUUCGUCGGGCGCAGCUAUGGGUAUGGGUGGGGGUGGGGGGUCGUAUAGCGCUUAUCCGAGCUCCAGCAUGGGUAUGGGUAUGGGUGCGAGCUCGAGUUCGUAUGAUAUCCAUUCGCCUACGAGCACGACGAAUGCGAACGCUUCGCAUGCUUUCCAUGCAUCUGCGUCGGGUGUUGGUGUUGGUGCUGGUGUUGGUGUUGGGUCUGGUGCUGGUGUCGGGUCUGGAUCUGGAUCUGGAUCUGGAUCUGGAUCUGCUAGUGCCGGUGGUGGUAAUACAUUGAAUGCGAACACAGCUACGGCUACGGCUACGCAAGGAGGAGGAGGAAGUGGCGGAGGCGGUGGUGGUAGUGGGAUGAGAAAUUCGAUUUUGAGAAGGAUGAGGUCGGGGUCUAGUUUGCGGAGGCAGUUGCGCGGCACAGGAGGGGGAGGGACAGGAGGGGGUAAUGAAGAGGAAGUUGUGCCUGUGCCGCUUUCGCCUACUUUUGCUGGUUCUGCUUUUGGUGAGGGGAGGGAGGGGAGGGAGAGGGAGGGGAAGAAGGGGGUUUGGAAGCGGUAG
This is a messenger RNA of Psilocybe cubensis, 10386 nucleotides long. RefSeq lists its product as uncharacterized. The transcript is spliced from 5 exons. The record is from RefSeq and is a predicted model, not a curated record. Lineage: Eukaryota; Fungi; Basidiomycota; Agaricomycetes; Agaricales; Agrocybaceae. The coding region runs from base 1 to 10386 and encodes 3461 amino acids.